Messenger RNA from Rhinocladiella mackenziei CBS 650.93, 360 nucleotides. RefSeq lists its product as uncharacterized. The coding region runs from base 1 to 360 and encodes 119 amino acids. The transcript has a single exon. Lineage: Eukaryota; Fungi; Ascomycota; Eurotiomycetes; Chaetothyriales; Herpotrichiellaceae. The record is from RefSeq and is a predicted model, not a curated record.
AUGGAUAUGCGCUUUGCUGGUCCCGGACCAAGUUGGGCAGCCUUGAAGUUGGGCUGGGUUCAUUGCAUGAUGGUAGCGGAAGUCAAUAUAUCACCAAACCGAUGGGGCGCGGCAGAACUCUCGAAUAUCUUCUGUCCGCCAAUUCUAGUUGACGCAGAGACAGCCGAACACAUGGGAUGGCCCAAUAAAGCAUUUCCUUCGGUAGAAGAGAUGAAUAGUCACGUCGACAAGCGCGCAGAACGGAUUGCUACCUUCUCGACGGCUAUCUUAGCAGCCACGAAAGACUUGGUGAAUGAGCAAACGCCUGCAGUGGAGGCACGUGAUCGAGAUCUUGCCAUCCAGAGUCCCAGAGGACCCUGA